CCAAGAUUUCAGUCAACAUUGGGGAUAUUAUAGACAGUAUUUUGCGUUUCUUUUGACAGGUCCUCAAACUACGUGAAUGCCAAAGUAUAUAUGAGGAAUUUGGGAAUGAUGCAGCCGCCGAGUCGGAUGUCAAACUACUGACAAGUGCACUACAUUCUCACCGCAUCUGAUGCCAGUACUGUAGUGUAGAAUGGUACAAAACGCUUGUAAUCUGCUGACCUCGAUGUGAUUCCUGAUUUUCAAAGCUGUCAACAUGGCAGGUGACAAAGUCAGUAAUAAGCGAAGACAUAAGCGUGACAGCUCUACUUCAGAAAGUAGUGACUCCAGCAGUACUUCAUCCGAUUCAGAUUCGUCGCCAGAGAGAAGAAAAAAGUCUCAAAGACGUUCAAGAAGUUCAAGUAGUUCAAGUUCAGACUCCUCACCAGAUAGAAAGAAAAAAUCGCACAGACGAUCACACAGUUCUAGCUCAGAACAUUUCCCAUCAAAGAAGAAAAGGCACAGGUGGAGCAGAUCGUCCAGCUCUAGCUCAUCAGAGGAAGAGAAGAAGAAAAAGAGGAAACAUGAUCACAAACAUAAGAAAAAGUCAAUGAAGCACCGAAAGCUUUCCAAAGAUGACUGUGGCCCUGUACAAUUGUCUAAGUUCAUUAAAAGAUCGCACAGUAAAGAGGAGGAAAACAGGAGUGCUAUUUCUGGGAAAAGAAUCAAGAUGAAGGUCAAGAAGUCAAAGAGAGAUAAAGCUAUGGCCAAGAACCGUGCUCAGAAGUUGGACUUUCUUAACGCCGUGUUGUAGCAGAUAUAAAGGACCAGACUUCUCACUCCAUAUCAGUUAUUGAACACAGCAGAGGAUUUAUGUACAUAGUAUAACCAUAGUGUAACCGAUUUUAGUAUGAAAUAAAUAAAAUAUAUUACGAAUUGGUAUUUCGAAA
This is a messenger RNA of Mizuhopecten yessoensis (Yesso scallop), 926 nucleotides long. RefSeq lists its product as uncharacterized. The record is from RefSeq and is a predicted model, not a curated record. The coding region runs from base 254 to 790 and encodes 178 amino acids. Lineage: Eukaryota; Metazoa; Mollusca; Bivalvia; Pectinida; Pectinidae. The transcript is spliced from 10 exons.